AAGCCCCUUUGGGACAACUAUGAUGUGGAUAACUGAGAGUCUCCAAAGACAAGCAGAGGGAUGGUUUCUUGGACCGAGUCCCCUGUGGAGCAGCAUCUCCCUCUCCAGCAACCCAUCCAUCGCCUGCAGGCUUGGCACGCAGGACCCGCCAGAGGGCGCCCCUAUGCAAAACAACCUCCGGGUUUAGCCGAAGAGCUUUUGCUCGCUCCUGGAAGCCUCUCGCCCGAUGCUUGCAAGGGAGGGCAGGAAAUGACCGUUCCCACCCCGAGGGAGCGCUUUGCAGGAAGCUGCGCUCUCUCCAACCGGUGGACCGAUCCUGCGAACGGCUCCUGCCUUCCUUCGCUGGCCCUUCCUUUCCCGCAGCUACCCGGCUUGCGAAGCUCUUCCUUGCUGGGGAGCGGCGAAGUCGGAAGGUUCUGGCGGGCUGAGACCGGGAGAUCUUGGCGGUCUCCAGAUCUGGAAGAGGGGUGGGGAUCUGGUGGUGCUAAGAUGGAAAUCCCCCAAUUUUCCACCUUCUGCACUUCUCACUCACCUGCCCCGUUUUUCCUGCGGGCCGCGCCGGACUCUUAAUUUCUGCGAGGAGAGGAGGAGCUUCUUGGUCAGAGAUUGAAUUCUGCACCGUUCUCUUGAAGAUUCCAGCAAGUUUAGGGUUGGGUUUCUGUUGAGAGCAUCUGGAACAUCUGCAGUUCAGAGGAUCUGGGUUUUCUGGCUUGGAAAGGCAUCCUCUUUCCAGGGUUUCAGAAAGGGAAGCAGUCCCUUCUGCCGCAAUCCAAGGGUUCGGGCUGAUCUGCACCCCGUGUCAAUAUUCCUGAUAUUUGAGUCUUUCCAAAGUGGCACCCUGGAUGCAUAUAUAUAUAAAAAAAAACCACACGCCACAAACUUCAAGAUUUCUUAAGUUUCAAGAGAAACUUGCAUAUCCUUUGUAAUGUGUACCCACAGUGGAAGUGGUACACGUGUUAAUGUCCAAGAUUUUUUUUUUCACCCAUUGCGAUUACCUUUGAUUAGUGGUUGUGAUCUCUUGUUUUUGCUUUUAAUCCCUGCAAGCCACUCUUGUGUAUAUUUUUCAGGAAGGUAAAUUGUAAACAUCUGAAAUAAAUCGAAGUUUUUUUGUCAGUGCUUUGGACGAUAGUUUUCUACAUUGUUUCAUCUUAGCCUGCCAGCUGGACGUAAUUCCCAAGGAAUCCAGUCAUGGAGGGGAGAAAUGCCUCAUUCUUCCAGAUGGCUGAAGGGGAUUCUACGCCCAUGAAUGAAAGUUGCUUUGCAGAUUCAGAAGAGAGUUUGGAUUUAUCUGGACAAACAGCAAGAACUCAGCAGGACAUUCUGAAAGAAGAAACCACACGUUGUGGUGUCCGUCGUUGCCCUUUCAGGGAGUUCUGUUACCAGGAGGCUGAAGGACUCAGAGAUGUAUGCAGCCAACUCCACCUUCUUUAUGAUCGGUGGCUGAGCCAAAGAGACCACACGAAAACUCAGAGGAUGGAUUUGGUGGUCCUGCCCCUGGCCACCCUGUCCCAGAUGGAGAACUGUGUCUGGAUGAGUGGAGCAGAGACCAGCUCUCAGGAAAUGGGUCUGGCUGAAAGCUUCCUCCUGAGCCAGGUGGAGCAAAAAAUGCAGCAAAAACAGCAGGUUCAUGCGCUGUUCAUGGAGAUGGCCACCCAAGGGGAUGUGUCCCAUCUCCCUCAAGAAAUUGUCUUCGGGGAGAUUUCCCAGGAGGACCCAUCUCAGGAGACUUCAUCAGAAAAUGGAGCAAUGGGGAUUGCACCAAUGGAAAGGUCUCCUCUUUGUGGUGGUGCAGAAACAAUGGUUGUACUUCCAACUCAGGUUCCGGUGUCCUUUGAAGAUGUAGCUGUGUUUUUCUCUGAGGAGGAGUGGGCUUUGCUGGAUUUUAACCAAAAAUCCCUGUACAGAGAGGUCAUGCUGGAAAAUGCUAAGAAUGUGGAGUCCAUGGUUGACAGGCAGAAACCAGAGAAUUAUAAGGAAUCAGGCGUGAAUUCUUUGAAACGAACUGAAACUAGAGAAGGGUUAUUGCAAAAUCAGGAGGAGCCAAACAUGACUGAAAACCAGUUGAACAAUAGGAUGGAGAAAUCCUCUAAUUUUAAGUAUGGAGAAAAUUGCACCUUCCAUAUGCAACAUCACAAAGAAAAAGGAAGCUGUUUAAAAGCUGAAAAAAUGUCCAUCCAUAAAUCAGAUGUCCAUGAAUAUAGCAGUAUCUGCACUAAAGAGAAGCAGCUUGAAUGCAAGGAAUAUGGAAAAAAUAAUAAUUUGAAUCUCUAUCUUACUUUACAUCAAAACGUUGAGAUACCAAAAUCACAUAAAUGUUCAGACAGUGGGAAAAACGUUAAUGAGAGCAGCACUUUUAACUCCCAGAAAACAGUUCAUAGAGUGCAGAAGUCAUGUAAAAGCAGAGAACGCAGAACAAGUUUUUAUACAAGCAAUGAUCAUAUUGUGCACAAAAAGUCCUAUCCAGGAAAGAAACCUUAUAAAUGCAUGGAUUGUGGAAAGAGGUUCUAUACAAGUAUUGAUCUUACUUCACAUGCAAGUAUCCACACAGAGGAUAAGCCACUUAGAUGCACAAACUGUGGAAAGAGCCUCACCACAAGUAGUUCCCUUAGUGCACAUAAAAGGAUCCACAUGGGAGAUAAACAACACAAGUGCAUGGAAUGUGGGGAGAAUUUCAGCCAGAGUGCUUCGCCUAAUUCCCAUGAACCGAUCCAUACAGGGAUGAAACCAUAUCAACAUUUGGCGUGUAGAAAGCGAUUUUGUACAAGGAGUGAUCUCAUCGCCCAUAAGAGGAUCCACACAGGGGAGAAACCAUUUAAAUGCAUGAAGUGUGGAAAAAACUUUACAAUGAGACGUGGUCUUAUUUCCCAUGAAAGAAUUCACACAAGGGAGAAAGCAUAUAAAUGCAUGGAAUGUGGCAAGACCUUUGUAAGCAGAAGUGAUCUUACUUCCCAUAAGAGAAGCCACCCGGGAGGAAAACCAUACCAAUGCUCGGAGUGUGGAAAAGGCUUCGGUUGGAGUAGUAACCUUACCUCCCAUAAAAGGAUCCAUACAGGGGAAAAGCCUUAUCAAUGCAUGGAGUGCACAAAGAACUUCAGAGACAUGAGUUCCUUUACUUCCCAUAAAAGGUUCCAUACAGGGGAGAAACCAUACAAAUGUAUGGAGUGUGGAAAGAGCUUUAGUCAAAACAGUCAACUUACUUCCCAUAAAAGGGUCCACACAGGAGAGAAACCGUAUAAAUGUGCGGAGUGUGGAAAGAGCUUCACCACAAGUGGUUCUCUUACUGCCCAUAAAAGGAAUCACACGGGAGAGAAACCGUUUAAGUGCAUGGAAUGUGGGAAGAGUUUCAGCCAAAGUGCUUCCCUUACUUCUCAUGAAAAGAUCCACACGGGGAUGAAACCAUUCCAAUGCUUGCAGUGUGAAAAGAAAUUCGGUACAAGUAGUGAUCUCAUUUCCCAUAAAAGGAUCCACACGGGGGAGAAACCGUUUAAAUGCAUGGACUGUGGAAAAAGCUUUACCAUGAGACGUGGUCUUACUUCCCAUGAAAGGAUCCACACAGGGGAGAAACCAUACCAAUGCAUGGAGUGUGAAAAGUGCUUUGUAAGUAGGAGUGAUCUGACUUCCCAUAAAAGGAUCCACACAGGGGAGAAACCCUAUCAAUGCACGGAGUGUGGAAAAAGCUUCAGUUGGAGCAGUAACCUUACUUCACAUAAAAGAAUUCACACAGGGGAGAAACCGUAUAAGUGCAUGGAGUGUGGAAAGAGUUUCAGUCAAAGCACUUCCCUUACUUCCCACGAAAGGAUCCAUACAGGGAUGAAACCAUAUCAGUGCAUGGAGUGUGGAAAGAGAUUCAGUACAAGCAGUGAACUCAUUUCCCAUAAAAGGAUCCACACAGGGGAAAAACCCUAUCAGUGCAUGGACUGUGGAAGGAGUUUUAGAGACUUGAGUUCCUUUACUUCUCAUAAGAGAUUCCAUACUGGAGAGAAGCCCUAUAAAUGCAUGGAAUGUGGAAAGUGCUUUACUCAAAGCAGUCAGUUUACCUGCCAUAAAAGGAUCCACACAGGGGAGAAGCCAUACAAAUGCACAGACUGUGGAAAGAGCUUCACCACCAGUGGUUCCCUCACUGCCCAUAAAAGGAUCCACACGGGGGAGAAACCAUAUAAGUGCACCGAAUGUGGGAAGAGUUUCAGCCAAAGUGCUUCCCUUAGUUCCCAUGAAAGGAUCCAUACUGGGAUGAAACCAUAUCAAUGCCUGGAUUGUGGAAAGACCUUCAGUCAAAGCAGUCAUCUUAGUUCUCAUAAGAAGAUCCACUCAGGGGAGAAGCUGUAUAAAUGCACUGAGUGUGAAAAGAGCUUUCAUACAAGCAGUUCCCUGAUAUCACAUAAGAGGAUCCACUCUGGCGAGAAACCAUAUCAUUGCAUGGACUGUGGAAAAAGUUUCAUUACAAGCAGUUCCCUUAAUUCGCAUAGGAGGAUCCACACGGGAGAGAAACCGUAUCAGUGUCAGGAGUGUGGGAAGAGUUUCAGCCACAAUACUUCCCUCUCUUUUCAUAAAAGGAUCCACGUAAGAGAGAACCCGCCUGCCAGCAUAUAAUAUGGAAGGAGUUUCAUUCAGAAUAAUGAAUGUCUGAUAAAAGGAGCCACAAAGAGGAGAGGCCCUACAGAUGUAUGCAGUGUGGAAAGAACUUAGUGUGGUUCCAUUUCUGAUUACAGUGUCAAAAUAGAAAUGGAAUGAAUUAUAAUUGAAUGAUAGGGAAGGAAGGAAGAAGAGAAGGGGUAACAUGGAUGAAGACAAUUACAGGAACGUUUUAGAAAAGCUUCAAUUUACUACAGUGAGGCCAAGAUUGUGUGAUAGGUAUGGUAUAGAUCAGGGGUGUCAAACUCAAGGCCCGGGAGCUGGAUCUGACCUCCGGGGUGCUUAGAUCUGGCCCGUGAGGCCACCCUGGAAACAGCAAAGGACCAGCCCAUGGUACCUCUGCCCGCAGCCCUCCCAAGCUCUGUUUUUUCUGGCAGAGGGUCGCAGCCGAAAACAGCUUGGGAGCCCGUUUUCACUGGCAGAGCGCUCGGGCCGCCACAGGCACCCCCAACACGAGUGACGUUGAGCUGGCCACGGCACCCAAGGUCAAACACAACCCUGAUGCGGCCCUCAAUGAAAUUGAGUUUGACAGCCCUGGUAUAGAUGGACUUGAUGGGGUCUAACUAAGCAUAUGCCUCAAAUAUAAUCUUAUUGCAGCAAGAUACUCAGUAUGCUCAAAUUUUUAUUAAACCAGAUUUUUAUAAGGAGACACUUGUUUAUCUGAAAUUUAACUGUUUCUCUAAGGCUUAUAGUAGAGUUAGCUCUCUUUUCUUCUACUAUCUAAGUGGAUAAAUAUCCAUUUAUAUCUUCUUCAUACACCUCUGGUCCAAUUAGUUGCUACAUUCUCUCCUCUUCCUUUUCUAAUAAAACUAUCGUUUCACCAAUUUCUCAUAUUUUUGUUGUUCCAUUUGGAAGCUGGAAAGAGCAUGUUUGGGUGUAAGACAUAAUGGUAAACAAGAACCAGUCUGCUUCCUUAUUUUAAUGGCAAUGGAAUUUUAUUAAAUUUUAUUUACAUUAUUUUUAUUCUUGACCUGUUCCUUUCUGAAGCAUGAUUUUGACAGUCCUUCAGAUAUGUGACUGACGUGACAUUUAUUGACAGGACAGUAAUUGGAUAUCUACCAGUAAGAGACUCUACUUCAGUCAACCACAAUACCCCAAAACCAUUGGGAGAAAAUGCCACACAUUGGCCAAACCUGUACAUGAUACUGAAAUAUCGAAAAGUAAAGUGUGAGGAAUUUGAGAGGAAUCGCUUUAAACAGACAGAACAACCAAUUCAGUGGACAAUGUAGUUCUCUUGAAGAACAUUAAACGUGAUGUGUAUUUGGGCAUAGCUUCUUAAUUUGACAUACACUUUAUUGAAUAGUGAACUGUAAUUAAGCGAGGAUUAGGUUAUAAUGGAGACCCCAGUGAAGCUAUUGACUCAGUAUGUGGCAGAGGAGAAAAAAUAAAAUCCACAUUAGGGAUCAGUAGGAAAAGAAUGGAAGUAAAACAGCUGCAACUGUUAUUCCCUUCUACAGUAUAUGAAUAUUGUGUAUAGUUCUGAUUUUCCCAUUUGAAAAAUGAUAUAAAGGAGAUGGGGGAAAGUUCAAAAGCAGCCAUCAAAAUGAUUAGUGGCUUGAUUAUAUUUGUGUUUGGCACCCUCAAGCAAAAACUAACAUAAAAUAAAUCACCCAGGUUCUUUAGAAUGUGUGGCAGAAUUUGUGGGUGGAGUUAAAAGAGGAAUUAGACUAGAAUUCUUACGUAACCCCACGUGGACUAAGUCCAAACCUUGAAUUCCGUUGCCCAUUAUCUUGUUGUGGAAUGGAAGGACUAAAAAACAUUCCCAGGCCAGUCAGAGACAGUUUAUUGCGCAAGGUUCAGAGCCAGAUUUGUACCUGAAGCUUUGAACAAAGAAAGAACUCUGAUACAAUGGUUUUUAUACAUUUCUAAGACAAAGGAUUCAGUGAGAUCAUACAUUUUCCAUAUAUGGUUAAUCAUGAGAUCAUACAUCCGAUUUUCCUUUUAUGGUUACAUUCACUUGUUAAUAAGUUCAUCUAAUUACUUAAAGGAUUAAUCUUAGUUUAUAAGAUUAUUUUAGCUACACAACUUUUCUUAAGUGCUCAGAGUCGCUAAUGGGAGAGUUACUACUGUCCUUGGGUAAAUUCAUUGGAUUAAGUAACUCUUUGUAACAUAUAGGUCUUUGUGUCAUUCACAGUCAGGUCACUCAGAUGUUUUUCCAUAUAGCAGUCCUUUCCAUGACAUCUAGGUAUCAGAAGAUAUAUUACCACUUAAAAGGGUUUAACUGUUUGUUAAUGUAAUUUCCAACAAGCACUUUCCUCUCUUAUAAUAAUGUGAAUAGAUAGGGUCUCUCAGAGUUCAUGUAUCCAAGCACGUCUAAUGUGAAUAGAGAGGGUCCCCCAGAGCCCAUAUAUCUGACUGUAUGAUUCCUAUUUUAUUCACAUUAUUUCUUUUAUCUACAUUAUUCUUUAUUUGCUCUUUACCUCAAUCUAACUACAAACAAGUACUAAGCAUUAGUUGUACAUUUAUCUUCUCAACUAAUAGCAUCAUCUUGUAUCUAGCUAAGUGACAAGCGAAUUCAAGGGGGUUGAAUUUAGUCUGCUUGUGGCUACAUAGGAAUUCUAAGCUGAUCUCUUAAUUCCACACCCAGAUUCUGCCACUCCUACAUGUGCAAAACUAGGUUUCAAGGAUCAUCUAAUUAAAGUUGAUUAGAAGAUUUAGAAUAGAGAGAAAAGUGUGCUUUUACCAUGUCCAUUAUUAACCAUAACCCUGCUAAGAAAACUGCAUGUAUUCCAUCUCCAAGAUUUAAAAUUUCAUUCAAUAGUAUUUCUAUCUUUAAUAAUGGUUUAGAUUUGCCUAUAUUUAUAUGUAUAUGUGUAUUCAUUAUUUUAUAUACAUUAUUUUUCACAAUGUUAGCUAUGCAGUCACGCAUGUGAGAUAGAAAUCCAUUAAAGAAAAAUAAAUUUACUGGUUUUUAUGUA
Molecule: messenger RNA, 7550 nt
Organism: Pantherophis guttatus
Lineage: Eukaryota; Metazoa; Chordata; Lepidosauria; Squamata; Colubridae
Biological process (GO): regulation of DNA-templated transcription
Source: RefSeq, a predicted model, not a curated record